AGACCAUAUUGGUUUUAUAUUUUUCUGAGUAUGGAAAAAGAAAAAAAAUUCCCAUAGAUAGCAACUAAAUCACUGAAUCAGCAACAAAAAGGAAACAACAAGAUCUUCCAUGAAAGAUACUUCGAAAAGAUUUCAUUUCGAGGCCGUACACUUCUUUGUUUUAAAGACCCAGAAGCGUUUUAGCCUCUUUUACUCUCUCUUUCUUUUUUCGAGCAGAGGGAAUAAUAAUAGGAUACAAAUAUAGUCCUUUAUUUUUUGUUUUGUAAAGCAGGGGAAAAGGAGAGAUAGACAAAUGUUUGAAGAAAAGGAAAAGUCUUGUACUUUUCCGCGAGAACUAGUUGGAGUGAAUGUGGGUCUUGCGUUCUUUGAUGGCAUUAUUGCUGUUAUUGCUUUUAGUCAGUUAGUCCAGCUCCACCCUUUUGCUUGCAGCCCUAUUUGUUUACCCAAACGCAAUGGUGGUUUGAGCUGCUCACGGAUUCACUUCAGGAAUUUACAACUAGGAUGGACUCGCCAGAAAGUGUUCCAUUUACUGAUUGGUUCUACUAAUGCUGGUUACUUCGUUUAUUUUGUCUUGACUCUGGUUGCUGCAUGCAGAGGGUGGCUUUGCUGGUCAUACUCUUGUGGUUUUAUAGCCAUGGCCUUCCCCAGAAUUCUAUUCUUUGCAACAUUUCUUCUACUUUUGUCAUUCUGGGUCGACCUUUGCCACCAGGCAGAUGAUGAAGAGGAAGAGGAUGAUGAACAGGGCUUUCUAGAAGCUUUACUACAAAAUUCCUUAAAUAGACCAAGGUCUUCAACUACAGAUAGUCGCAGAAUAUGUUAUCCUUUCCGUUUAAUUCAUGUUGGAAGCCGUCAAAAAAUAGUGAUUCUGGUUACUGUUCUAGUUUUUCUUUUUAUGCUGACAUUUGCUGUGCUAAUCUGGAUUGGGAUGGAAGAUAAUCCUAUUGAUUCCUCAACUGUAGCUCGGGUUUAUGUAGAUCUUUUUGCUGCUGCAAUACUAUUGUUAGGUGGAGCAUUAGCAUGUUAUGGGCUCCUAUUAUGCCGUAAAAUGAGAAAUGUUAGAUCUGAAAGAGCUUCAUCUGAGAUCUGGAAGGUUGCAGGUUUGGCCAUUGUAUCUGUUCUGUGUUUCACAUCGAGUGCUUUGGUGGCUCUUUUGACUGAUAUUCCAGUACUUUAUCACUGGCAUGAACUGCACAUAGAUGGUGUUUAUACUUCGCUUUUACUGAUUUUAUAUUAUUUUAUAGGUUCAGCAGUGCCCUCAGCUUUUGUAUUAUGGGUCAUGAGAGAAUUACCACCCAUGUCUGCUAACAUACAAGAAGAAUCAACAACAGUUUUCAUUACUGAUGAUCCAGUUGAAAUCCGUCGUCCCCAGAGCUGGGCUACCGCAGCAAGCACGCAGAAUCAGGAUAUAUGGAAGGGACCCUUUGACUUGUGGCUGUUAUCGCAGGGAUCAAGAGGUAGUCCUAUAUAAUUGCUCCGUCAUUCGUAAACAUGUAUGCUUAUCUUCCCAAGCGAGCAACGUCAGCUGGAAACUGGAAAAAUCUGAUGCAAUAAGAGUGGAUUGCGCAAUGAGCAGCGAUCAAAAGGUUACAAUUGCUGACUUGACAGGGCAGUCGGAGUACAGCCGUAAGGUUGCCAUUGCCCAUGCCAUGUUUUUGACAUUUGGAGCAUGGAAAUAGCACCGGAAUGCUGGAUGAUUUUUUCUGUUGGUCUUUUAACUUCCACAUGGUUGUCCAAUUGUAAAGACAUUUGAUAUGCUUACGUCUUCACCACACACGUAGGUAUUUAAUGGUUCCUCAAUAGAUAAAUUAAAGCCAUUUUUUUUUA
This is a messenger RNA of Theobroma cacao (cacao), 1824 nucleotides long. RefSeq names its product tobamovirus multiplication protein 1-like. The record is from RefSeq and is a predicted model, not a curated record. Lineage: Eukaryota; Viridiplantae; Streptophyta; Magnoliopsida; Malvales; Malvaceae.